AUGUGGAUCUUCGAGUGUUCGUUGACAAACAUCAUCCCCAUCGAGGCGCUUGGGAGUGCCGGGGACACCCAGAACCAACCGGAUGGCAGCAGCGGGAGCAAUUUAGAGGAUUUAUACCACCGAAUACUAGAUGAUAGCGAAUUCAGUUCCCAUGCCAACCUCCGGUUCAACCGGCACAACUUCGAGCACGGGGACGCGGAGGGCGGCAGGGCCGGCUCGCGGUUUCCGCCCCCGCCAGCGCCGUCCUCGUCGGUGAGGGUUAAUAAUAAUCGUAAGAUUAACGUCGUAGAGCCGUACCGGGCUAGUGUAGGUAGUGCGGGGAGCGUCUUCGAUGGGCUGCCGGAUGCGGAGCUCGAGGAGCUCGAGGGUGCUGCGGAGGUGCCAAAUUCGCCGGAAGAGGAGGAACCGGCGCACGAUCACCGGGCGCUGUUCGAGCGCGACUACAUGUCGAGCGUGUUGCGGGACUCGCAGGCGCACGGACCAGGCGAACAUCGGUCGCGCCCGGCAGGUGGUAGGUUCGAGGUAGACGAACAGCAGCAACAGCCACAGCACUAUCCUGCCUACCGGCGGCAUCGCCGCUCGUUGCUGCGCCGCCGAUCGAUACGGUUGAAGGAGUCGAUCGGCAAAAGUGAACCAUCGGCCGAAGCGACAACGCCAACACCAGAAGUGCCAGCUUCCUCGGGGCUGCGGGGCGGUGUACCGAAACUGCAACCCAGCCCGGAGGCCGUUUCUCCUCUAGAGCUCUCUUCUAUCCUUCCACGCGCCGCAGAUGACAGGGAGCGUUCGGUAAAUCAGAACCACGAACCAGAUGGUGCCCGGGGGCGUAGCCAAUCCGAAACCGCACCGAGCUCGUUACCCGUUGCAUCUUCGCCACCGGCAGCCGAAGGGGCGAAGAAACUUCCCCAACAAUCUUCCGACACGACAGCGGGAGCAAUUACAUCGCCACAGUUUUCGCUCCGAAACGCUGGCAGCCAUUACGGCGAUCGGCCGGCAGCCCGCGGGGCCCACGGCCCGGCCGUCGGUAUCGACAGCUUCAAUUUGCUAGAUGACAGCGUGUUCGUGGCGCACCGGAACGACACGACGGAGCGGGGCCGUGGCGGUGCCGACGGUGCCCGGCAGCGGCUGCCCUCGCUCGGCACCGAUCUGACGCUCGACGCGAACGGUAACAUUUUCGGGGGCGAAAACUUUGACGAACAAAUUAUCUUUCUCAAUGGACCGGAUCUGCUGGAGACAAGUGUCGAACAGCAGCAGUCGGGGCCUCAGUCGUUGCUGGCUCAACCCGCUGGCGCCGAAGGCCGUCAGCUGGGCAAGGUGGCGCGUGAGGCCGUGGACGAGCCACGGGCACUGCCGCUGCGGCCCAUCAUUCGCGGCCCGUCGGAUGACCACGUCCAGGUGGAGGACAACGUGGUGGUGGUGUACGCGGACCAGCACGAAACGGUGCGGCUGAACUGCGAGGUCGACGCUGACAUCACGUCGAGCGUGUGGCUCAAGGACGGCCAGAUAGUGCAUGUGAUGGACAAAAAGUCACGGACCGCCGACAUCCGGUUCGUGCGCGAACCCCUCGGCGGCAUGACGAUCGCCAACGUGAUGCUGGAGGACGACGGCGAGUGGCAGUGCGAGGCGGAGAACGCCCGCGGAUUCUUCUUCAACGGGCGCCCGAUUAAGCUCGUCGUGCUGGAUCCUCCCAAGGAGCCGUAUCUGUUGAUCGAUUCGCGGCGGCUCGACGCGGGCAAUAUGUUCAUCCCGGUGAAGGAGAACUCGGAGCUAACGCUGGCCUGCGUCAGCGAAGGCGGCAACCCCAAACCGGCCCUCACCUGGGAGGUGCUGCUGAGCCCCGGUAUCGACCGCCACGCGCAGAAAAUUUCCAGCGACGUGCUGGAGCUGCAGGAGAUCAAGAAGGACAAGGACAAGGACCCGUACAAGAUCAACAGUGGAGCCAUCUCGGAGGUGAAGCUACCGGCCGUCUUCCGGGUGCACCACAACGCACGGAUCCUCUGCAUCAUGGAGCACCCGACGCUGAAGGUGCGCCAGAACGCAUCCAUCCUGCUCGACGUGCAGUACACACCAUCGUUCGCCAUCACACGGACGCCGGGCUUCGGGUAUCCGCUGCGCGAGGGUAUCGCGGUGUCGCUGAAGUGCGACGUCGACUCGAACCCGCCCAGCACGCCGGUCUGGCAGAAGGACGACGGUGAGACGCCGGUGCCGCAGAUUGGCGACGGGUUCCUCAACUUCAGCUCGAUCCGACGGGAGCACUCCGGAUGGUACAAGUGCACCUCGCGGCACCUCAACUUCCAGUACUCGAGCAUCGGGUACUACCUGAGCGUACGCUAUGAACCCGUCGACGUUACGUCGGAACCGGUCGAACAGGAUCCGCCCCUGUCACCCUCAUCUUCAUCGUCCUCUUCAUCGUCCUCGUCGUCGGCCUCGUCCUCCUCUUCGUCCGCAUCGUCGUCGGCUGCGAACCCUGCCUCAUCGUCCGGGGCCGCCACUGGAUCGAUCCCGUCAUCCGGUACAUCCGGCGCGGAGCACACCGGAACGAACUCGUUCAAGGGAGGCCAGAUGGAGGUCGAGCUGGGAGGCUCGGUUACGCUGCAGUGUCCACAAGGAUCCCUCGGUUGCUGGUCCCACCUGGAUCCGGUGACGGCCCGGCUGAAAGGGCUUGGCACCGGCAUCUACACACCGACCGGUCACUUCUCGCUGAAGGACGUCGUCUACCAGGACGCCGGGACGUACAAGUGCGUCGGGCAGAGCACGAACAAUCGCAAAAAGCUCGAGGUGCUGCAAACGGUUUCAAUCGCUGUCAAAGGAGCACCGAGUGUGAGUGCCAGAAAUACGACCCCCGUGGCGUAUCCUGGCUCGCCGUUGCAUCUGUCGGUGGAGUUCUGCGCGAAUCCGCCCGCUUACGCGGCCCGGUGGCUGCACGGAGACCGCGUCUACACGCCCGGCAACCAGUAUGGAAGCGAUGUGCUCGCCUACGGGUUCAUUGACCUGCCGACACCGUUCUGCAAGGAGGCACGUCUGACGUACGUGCACAUGCACGAGAAGGUUCCGCGGACGUUCUAUUUCGUGGUCUCCUCGCCCGGUGGCGUUGCCGAGGCCGUCUUCCGGGUCAACUACACGCUCAAGCACAAGCAACUGCUCGGUUCGGCCACGGCAUCGGGCGCCGGAUCCGGAACCUUCGGUAGCCCGUUUUCGCUCUCCGCGUCCUCUUCGGCGUCCGGUGGCGUGAUCCCGAACGGGGGGCCCAACUCAGGCUACAAGAUCAACACCAACACCAUCAACACCGUCCCGGGGAACCAGCUGGAUGGUGGCGACGAGGAGCUGAUGGAACCGGAAGAGAUCCAUUUCCCCAGCUUUGGCCGCGGAACGGCCGUCGGUCCGUCGGGCGCGCUGGCACCGGCGUCGAUCGUCCUGCUACUCACGCUGCUACUACCACUGCGCUACUCGUACUGUUAUCUGUCGUAG
Messenger RNA from Anopheles bellator, 3465 nucleotides. RefSeq lists its product as uncharacterized. Gene Ontology annotation, molecular function: cell adhesion molecule binding. The transcript has 9 exons. Gene Ontology annotation, cellular component: cell-cell junction. The record is from RefSeq and is a predicted model, not a curated record. Bases 1 to 3465 code for a protein of 1154 amino acids. Lineage: Eukaryota; Metazoa; Arthropoda; Insecta; Diptera; Culicidae. Gene Ontology annotation, biological process: cell-cell adhesion.